AUGAAGUAUUCAGUGCUCUCAAUUGCAGCUCUUGUCGGCCCUGCCCUGGGAAACCCAGCCUACUACUGGCGGCAAUAUCUCUCUCGUCCAAUCUAUCCUGCCGAUGCUGGUACUGUUAACAUUGAAAACAACGCUCCAUUUGACAUCCAAGUGGAUGUAGAACCACAGGGAGAUCACUUCAAUAUUGCGCCUGGACAGUACCGCUCAGUUCCAGGCGCACCGGUUGCGGAUGUGAAAUUUAAUGAACAGGUAGAAGUGAGCUAUGUCUCUGGUGAUCAAGGCACAUUCAACUACGUCAUUCAACCAAUUGGCAAUGGCUUCGCUGGAUGUGUUAAUGUUUCACCAAAUGGAUGUGGAUCUCAGACCUGGUGUUCUGGGAACCCUCCAACAAAUCCAGUGACCUGUAAAGCUGGCACUGAGCUCCCUGUAACCUUGUAUUGGACUGGCCGUAUGAGGAAGACUACACAUGAAUUCCUGCUGUAA
Messenger RNA from Aspergillus pseudoviridinutans, 483 nucleotides. RefSeq lists its product as uncharacterized. The transcript has 2 exons. Bases 1 to 483 code for a protein of 160 amino acids. The record is from RefSeq and is a predicted model, not a curated record. Lineage: Eukaryota; Fungi; Ascomycota; Eurotiomycetes; Eurotiales; Aspergillaceae.